GACCUUACUAGUCAAAGUGUGUAGAGGCGGGAGCGAUACAAAUAUAAAGAAAACAAUAAUAUAAAUCAUUAAGUUCAGCAGAGUUCGAUUAGCCGGAUGGGUUAGGUUUAAAAUAUACAAAUAUUCUUUACCUCUGCACAACUCAACAGAAGAAAAUAAUACAGAAAGAAAACAGCAACACCAAUAGUUGAAUACUAUUGUGAAGGUUUGGUAAUCAGCUGCGCAUUAGAUAAUGGCUCCGAUGACAAAUGCCGAAAGGCAGAAGAAAUAUAGAGAACGUUUAAAACAGAAUCCUAUAAAAUAUGAAGAGUUACGAGUAAGACAUUUAGAAAGAGUAAAUCAAUCAAGAAAGCGUGGCAUAAAAAAAAAACAAUAUAACGCAAUCUUUGGGAUUGAUUUACAAAGAAUCUACACACACAGGGAAACAGGUCCUAAAAAAAGUUAUGAAAAAUUCGAUAACAUCAAAACACAGAAUGAACACAAAAUAAAAAAGGCUGUUGGAAUCAAAGGCAAAAUUCGAUCGAGAUUGACUAGAUUAGCAAAAAGGAAGUUAUUUAUACUCGAAAUUCACAAGUUUUUCUUACGUGAUGACAUAAGCCGCCCAACAGCCGGCAAAAAAGAAUGCAAAACUAAAAAUAAAACCAAAAUGCAGAUACGGUUACUGACAGACACCAUGAACAAUUUGUACAAGAUAUACAAAAGAGAUGGAGGCAAAGUUUCAUACGCUACUUAA
Messenger RNA from Cydia pomonella (codling moth), 733 nucleotides. RefSeq lists its product as uncharacterized. The record is from RefSeq and is a predicted model, not a curated record. The transcript has 2 exons. Bases 233 to 733 code for a protein of 166 amino acids. Lineage: Eukaryota; Metazoa; Arthropoda; Insecta; Lepidoptera; Tortricidae.